UAUAUAUAUGUAAACAUAAUUAAGUCUAAGGCUCUCAACAUUAACCAGAAAAAUGGUGUCUCUAGGACUUUCCUACACCCUAGUUUUUCUCUUGGCAAUCUUAUUCACAGUUGGUGAAGCUAACAACAACAGAAAACUCCUGCAAACUCCCACUAACUACCAACCGCUAUAUUCUCCUCCUCCUCCCCCGGUUUAUUCUCGUCCGGUUGCUCUUUCUCCUCCACCUCCAAUAUAUUCUCCUCCUCCUACUCCGAUCUAUCCACCUCCAGUAUAUUCUCCUCCUCCUACUCCGAUCUAUCCACCUCCAGUAUAUUCUCCUCCUCCUACUCCGAUCUAUUCACCUCCAGUAUAUUCUCCUCCCUCUACUCCGAUCUAUCCACCUCCGGUUGCCCAUCAUCCUUCUCCUAAAGCUCAACCUUCUCCUAAAGCUCAAGCUUUCUACUACAGGCAAUCUCCUCCACCUCCCUCCGGGAAACCGUGGUGGUGGUUGUUGUAAGCGGUAAGAGGUUUCUGAGGACAAGAUAUUUUCAAUGUCUUAAAACAUGAGAGUGCAUUACUGUUGUUGUCUUAACUUGGUUUU
Messenger RNA from Arabidopsis lyrata subsp. lyrata, 580 nucleotides. Its product is annotated as pollen-specific leucine-rich repeat extensin-like protein 1. The record is from RefSeq and is a predicted model, not a curated record. Bases 53 to 496 code for a protein of 147 amino acids. The transcript has a single exon. NCBI's taxonomy places the organism in Eukaryota, Viridiplantae, Streptophyta, Magnoliopsida, Brassicales, Brassicaceae.